AUGUUAAUGAAUUGUUUAGCAGUAUUAGUGCGUCGUUCGACUCGAUGCUCAUUGGUUGCUCAGCGUUAUUUAUUAUCAAAAAAAUUUGCAUUAAAUGAAGAAUGGUGUAGUAGGCACCAUGCACUUAGUGAAAUCGGUAUAGAAGGAUCAUAUGAGUGGAUCACUGCUGUGCAGAAAAAAUUUGUCAGUGCUGGAAUGGCCAGUCCAGUGGAUGUUGAUGCUGCGAUUUGUAUGGCAGAGGAAGUGGACCAGCUAGACGAUGUGCUAAAAAUUGUGUACAAGUUGCGACACAUCGAAAUGACCGGUAGGAUGUUGCCUUCAACGGAAUAUGCCCUUAUUAGGUUGCUUCUGAAAUGUCAGAAAACCGACAUUCUUCUUGCAAUCUUAGCUGAUCCUAUUAAUUAUGGGAUUUUUUUGAAUGAACAUUCAGCUUGUCUGGUUAUAGAUAACUUUUUGGAGGCAAAUAAAAUUGCAGAUGCCGCACGAGUCGCCAGUUGCGUAAUGCUUCAAGAAAUGUUUCAGUCUACUUUAUUGAACUGGCUAUGUAUUUAUAGUAGUCUGAGGUGGACUGAAUUGCCCGUUGAACAAAGAUUAUUCGAAGAACUUCCGUCUCUGGAUUAUAUUGCUGGCACAGAAGACAAUUCAGGGAAUAUGGAAGAUGAGGACGAAAUGAUCUUUAAAUUUCCAUAUUUGAAAAAUGAAUGCAACGAUAUGCAUUUCGAUCUCGCCGAUCCAGAUCAGCUCAUUGGAAAGAAUUUACUCUGGUUUAGUCGCUGUAUUUCACUGAGUGAAGAAGAAGUUAGAAAUAUUCGCUUAAUAGGAUCCGUAUUUUUUGGCAACUAUAUUUUGGCAAAACAAUUGCUUCAAAUGACAGAUAUCUUCUCAUCGACGGUUGCAAUUUGUCGAUCCAAAUUAGAACAAAUAAUAGUUAAAACGAACAAUGUUGAGGAACUGCAGGAUAGACAACCUUCCGAAAGUGCUGUAGAAGAGUUAAAGAGAAUUAUCGAUAAGGUUGAAGGAAAGAACACGAACGAGAAACUAUCAGAUAUGAUCAUGAGGCAUCUAAAGUCUGUACAAGAUAGGGAGGAGAAAAACCUGAUAGAAAUACAACGCAACACCUUCCUUGACUGGAAACAAAAUCGUGCUAAUCUCAUCAAGGCUCAGGUCGAACAACUCGAUUUAAAGUUGCGACUGAAAGAAACCUGUAAAGAGCGGCAAAAAUUACGGGAUCGUUGGGAAAUGUUAAAUUUCUUCGAAAAUCGUUUGAAGUGGGAGGAUAUAGCAGCUGUGAAAGAAGAGCUUUUAAAGGCUGAACAAGGUAAAAGAAAAAGUAAGGAAGACUUAGAGCAGGAAUAUGUAGAUGAAAUAUUUUAUAAAAGCGCUAAAAAGUCUUGA
This is a messenger RNA of Cercopithifilaria johnstoni, 1395 nucleotides long. The record is from the annotation of a GenBank genome assembly. Lineage: Eukaryota; Metazoa; Nematoda; Chromadorea; Rhabditida; Onchocercidae.